AUGUGCCUUACGGCCACCGCAAAUCCUCAGGUAAGGGAGGACGUGCUCCGGAUUCUGAAGCUGGACGAAACUCCCGACAGGAUUAGAACAUUUCUCAUGAGUCCGCGACGGCAUAAUCUUCAUAUAGAGAUUCGAUACACUAAAGACCAAGAAGACAAUCGUCUUGCAGAUUUCUUGAAGUGGAUACGAGCCGUCUAUGAGCGGCGACGAAUCGAGUCCAGGAGAAAAGAACUGCAAGACGCGGGUGAGCGCCCGGAAGGCGUCCCAGGUAUUAUUUACACCAUAUCACGAGACGAGUGUGAAUCCCUCGCAGCAUCUUUACGCGAAGAGGGAGUUGGAGCCCGCCCCUUCCACGCAAAACUCACCAAGGAAGUGAAAGAAGAGACUUUGAAUCGCUGGAUCAAUAACGAACCUGGCUAUGAUAUUAUCGUGGCUACAACGGCAUUUGGCAUGGGUAUCGACAAGAACAAUGUUCGAUUCGUUGUCCAUUGGCGUAUCCCAAAGUCUUUUGAAGGGUACUACCAAGAAGCUGGUCGCGCAGGGCGCGAUGGCAAUGCCAGCUAUUGCUUCUUAUACUACAGCCGCGAAGAUUUAGAACGGGUCAUGCGAAUGAUUCGCAGCGAUUCAAAGGAAGGUUCGAACCUUGAGGCUAGGCUGCGUAGCCUUCAGGCCUUGGCUGCUUAUUGUGAAAACAUAGAUUCUUGCCGUCAUGCGCAGAUAUGCAAAUAUUUUGGUGACAGUUCUUCGCCGGCUUGCGAUUUUGCUUGUGAUUGGCAUAAAGAUGCCCAUGACCUGGAAAUGAGAUUUCUGAAGGGUUUGGCGAGCCCGGACUGGGUGAGCACGCAGGCGGGCCAAGGCACAUAUGAUGGCCACGAUUACUACGAUGAUGAUUAA
Messenger RNA from Metarhizium acridum CQMa 102, 894 nucleotides. The record is from RefSeq and is a predicted model, not a curated record. NCBI's taxonomy places the organism in Eukaryota, Fungi, Ascomycota, Sordariomycetes, Hypocreales, Clavicipitaceae.